UUAGAAGACCCUUCUGACCCUGUCCUUACCAAUGCAGCCAGACAUUGGAGAAUCCGGGUGGCGGCUUACCCCGUGGUGAAUGGAGUUGGGAUGGCGCCUAAUGGGCCGUCGUGACUCGGUGGCUUGCUCUGAACGUCACCGGACCAGCGGCAGGGUCAGCCCUACUCUGACUCCGCGUCCACCAGGUUCCCUCAGCAUUGCAUCUUCUAAUCCUACUUCUACUCAGCAACACCCACCACCCAACCAAACAAUAAACCAUGCCCGUCCUCACCCCCCACGACCGACCCAAAACCGACUACGAGCGGUGGCUCGAAUCCCAACCCGACAGUUCUAGUUCCAGUUCCAAUUCCCUGACCAGUGGCAACCAAGUACAGAUUUAGAGUCUUGGUCGGGUCUGAGUUAGGGACAGGGUCUGGGCUUGGGUUUGGGGACACCGCGGGUCGGGUCUCGGG
Aspergillus ibericus CBS 121593 is the source of this 452-nucleotide messenger RNA. RefSeq lists its product as uncharacterized. The record is from RefSeq and is a predicted model, not a curated record. NCBI's taxonomy places the organism in Eukaryota, Fungi, Ascomycota, Eurotiomycetes, Eurotiales, Aspergillaceae. Bases 80 to 334 code for a protein of 84 amino acids. The transcript has 3 exons.